Messenger RNA from Sarcophilus harrisii (Tasmanian devil), 891 nucleotides. It is a transcript of the gene TSPAN8, whose product is annotated as tetraspanin 8. Lineage: Eukaryota; Metazoa; Chordata; Mammalia; Dasyuromorphia; Dasyuridae. The record is from RefSeq and is a predicted model, not a curated record. The transcript is spliced from 7 exons. Bases 146 to 664 code for a protein of 172 amino acids. Gene Ontology annotation, cellular component: membrane.
UUUCUAGAUAUGUGGCUGUGUGAUUUUGGGAGUAUCAAUAUAUGCACGUGUCAGCAAACAUGGUCAAGAGAUCAUCCGUGGAGAAGCAGCUGGACUUAACAUAUAUUCGGCUGUAAAUCUCUUGAUAGCUGUGGGCACCAUUAUCAUGGUCCUUGGUUUCCUGGGAUGCUGUGGUGCUAUGAAAGAAAGUCACUGCAUGCUGCUCUUGUUCUUCAUUGGAUUACUUCUGAUCUUGCUUAUUCAGAUUGCUGCAGGUAUAGUAGGUGUUAUCUUCAGAUCCAAAGUUGAAAACGCAUUUAGAAAGACUUUCCAGGAAGAAGUGAAAAUUUUGUCCCAAAAUGAACCUAAAAAUGAAGCAUUUCAAAAGAACUUGGACCAAAUACAAAAGAAGUUUAAAUGCUGUGGCUUGGUCAAUGGAGCUGCUGACUGGGGAACGAACUUCAGCAAGUAUUCUACUUCAUGUGAAUGUGAAAUUCCUACAAAUAAUACUUGUGUAGAAUAUAUGGGAAAAAAGGUUUACAAUGAGACAUGUGGUGAAUAUGUUAUAAAUUUUUUAAGGAAAAAUUUAGUUAUUAUUGCUGGAAUUGCAUUUGGAGUAGCAGUGAUUGAGGUACUUGGAUUGGUGUUUUCUAUGGUCUUAUACCACCAAAUUGGGAAAAAUUGAAACUACAGAAGUUAAGCCAUUAUCUACUGUAUUUGUCUUUUAACAAUUUACUUUGCUUUAAAAAGAAAAAAAAAUCAAACAACACAAUAUUGUCAAGGAGUAUCCAGUUUGCUAAAUUAUUACAUUUUGCUGAAAGCAUGAUGCAUUCAUUAUGCAUCAGAUGUCUUUAGUUGAGUGACAUAGGAAUAAUAUGUAUAUUUUUCAGAAUAAAAUACAUUUUGUUUAAA